AUGUCAUUAGAGUCGCAAAAGUCAUUGUCAGAGGUUUCUUCCGCCUUUUCGGACGAGUUUUAUGAAAUGCUCCAGUCGGAAUCCAAAAUGACAGCUCUUCAGGAACGACUUCAGACUCACGGAUACACCAGUAAUACAGGCGGCAAUGAAAACAGCGACGAGGUUUCUUUAUCCACCCUCAUUCCGAUUCUCUCUGAUGAAAUGCGCCAGGUCUUGAUUCAGACUCUCCCUGAUUUGUUUGCCGGAACGUUUGAAACCAAUGUCUAUCCUGACGAAUGGCAUUGGAGAGCUGGGAUAUCUCGACCGGAUGCCACUCGAGAAAUGUGCAACUCUUGGAAAUCAUCGAGAACCAUUGCUUCCGUCGUAUUGAACGAAAAUCUGGGAAAAUUCAUUGCCGAUGUAAUGCAAUGGGACUCGGUUCGAAUCGCACAAGAUGACAUUGUCUGGAAGCCACCACAACCCAUUACAACACAAUUGGACUAUAUUCCUCAAGGUCGUCGGAUUGAUACGGUAGGCUUUCACCAGGACUCGGCAUAUAUAUCCAAACAAUUCACACCCUACGACAACAAUUCCGUAACACUUUGGAUCGCCUUGGAUGACGCUGACCAAAACAAUGGCUGUUUGGAAUACGCGGUAGGCUCUCAUCAAUGGCAGCCUAUUUUGCACAAGCGAGAAGGCAACGAUGAAGAAUCCUCUGAUAUGUCAAGCUUUCAUGGAUCCGAUGAAAAGAGUUACAAGAGCGCGAUCGACAAGGCAUAUGCCAUUGCUUCGGCAAAGAACAACGCUGAUGAUUUACCCGCACAACUGACCAAGAACAUCCAGGCAGCACCGGUUAGUGCCGGUCAUGCGGUUCUACAUCAUCAAGAUACAUGGCAUGGUAGCGGUCCUAAUACAUCAGAUACACGACAUCGACGGGCUCUUGUGGUGCAUUUCUUGCGAGGUGAUGUCACCUUUGUGGAGGAUGAUCAUUCGACAGCAACACCACCAUUGCCAUUUGGCAAUGCGAGUUACAUUUAUGGGAGGUACAAACGAUUCAAUAGUGUGGAGGUGGAUGAAACCUAUUUCCCAAUAAUUUACAGCAAAAAUGGUUGUGAUCAAAAGCGAACAGAAUGGCUCGAUGAUUAUGUUACUAUUGUUUGA
This is a messenger RNA of Cylindrotheca closterium, 1140 nucleotides long. NCBI's taxonomy places the organism in Eukaryota, Bacillariophyta, Bacillariophyceae, Bacillariales, Bacillariaceae. The record is from the annotation of a GenBank genome assembly.